Leptosia nina is the source of this 468-nucleotide messenger RNA. The record is from the annotation of a GenBank genome assembly. NCBI's taxonomy places the organism in Eukaryota, Metazoa, Arthropoda, Insecta, Lepidoptera, Pieridae.
AUGCCCGAUCACGACAAGUAUCAGUUGCGUCCGCGCGCGACGCGCUCACGGGAGCCGCGUGCGCGCCGCGCGCCACAGCCCCUCAGCAAAUAUCGACGGAAAACCGCAAACGCAAGAGAAAGAAGCCGAAUGCGUGAAAUUAAUCGCGCCUUCGAAACCCUCCGGCGCGCUGUACCGGCUGCGGAGAUUACGGGGAAUCCGGUGCCUUGCGAGAAGCUGACGAAGAUCACGACUCUGCGGCUAGCGAUGCGGUAUAUCACAGCUUUAUCCUCUGCCCUGAGAGAUACCAGCCCCGAGCGAGAGGGCGCGCAGCCCGAACGCUGGUCGUCGCCUUUUGGUUCAGACCUGUCAGAACUUUCCACGGAACAGGAGAACACUUCAGAAUUCACGGAGGAUUCCCUCUCGCCGUUCGACUCGUUCUUCGCCGAGUUCGACUACGAAUACAGUUUAGACAGAACGUUUACGUGA